UCAAAACACAAAGCAGUCAAACCGAUACGAGCAGCUCAUCAUCACUGAAAUUCUGCCCUCUGUCGAGCUGAAAUUUGCCAAUCAAAACAACUCACCAUGGCUGAUACUGUUGCUACUCCGAAGGCAAAGAAGCCAGCAACCCCGAAGAAGAGGACUGCACCCCAGCAUCCACCGUACGAGUCGAUGAUCAACGAAGCUGUCAGGGCGUUGGACGAUAAGAAAGGCUCGUCACGCCAGGCGAUUAUCAAAUACAUCAAAAACGCUCACCGACUCGAACAAACCAAUGUGGAGACCCGCAUCAAGCUUGCUUUGAAGCGGAUGGCUGCCAAGGGGGUGCUCACCCACACCAAAGGCAGUGGGGCUUCAGGAAGUUUCCGUGUCCCAGCCGACUCUUCUAAAGCAGCUGGAAAGGGAAAGAAAAAGACCACAAAGAAGACAACGCCCAAGAAAGUCAAGAAGCCUCCAGUGUCUGCCAAGCCCAGCAAGAAGGCCGCCAGCGUCAAAGCCAAGUCUCCAAAGACCAAGAAGCCAGCUGCAAAGACUGAAGCGAAAAAGAAGCCAGCUGCCACACCCAAGAAGUCCAAGAAAGCUGCAACCAAGAAGCCCAAGGCAUCUCCAAAGAAAUCGUCAACAAAACCGAAGAAGGCUCCAGCAACAGUCAAGCCCAAGAAAAGCGCCACGAAGAAAGUCAGCAAGAAGGGCGGAAAGAAAGGUGCAAAGAAAUAGAGUGCCGGCACUCAAGAACAAUGUACAUUUUAACUUAUAAUAAUGUAGGCAGCUAAAAACCUUGGUUUAUUCCCAACAACUCGCGCAAAGAACAACACAACGCGAACUUUUUCUUAAUGUUGUGCUUCAUUGACUGGAUUCUUGACCGAGUAAAUCAAACUUUUGGACACCCAAUUUUGCAGUGGAUAAACUCAAGCUAGACCUCUGAAGGAGAAGCGGUUUAAUAAACACUAACACUCGAUUAUUUUACACGGCAUAUUAUUUCUCUUUGAUUGACGUGAAUCGUUGUGGAUGAUUCAUUUGGAGUGAACUGUGAUAUAACUUUAUUUUAACGGAGUUUGUGAUAAUAUUUAUCCUGAAAUAUAACGGUAUUGUUAUUAAAUGUAGAUAUACUUGCCAUAAGAAAAAAA
Molecule: messenger RNA, 1136 nt
Organism: Asterias rubens (European starfish)
Lineage: Eukaryota; Metazoa; Echinodermata; Asteroidea; Forcipulatida; Asteriidae
Product: histone H1.0-B-like
Exons: 1
Coding region: 97-726 (209 amino acids)
Biological process (GO): chromosome condensation; nucleosome assembly; negative regulation of DNA recombination
Cellular component (GO): nucleus; nucleosome
Molecular function (GO): nucleosomal DNA binding; structural constituent of chromatin; double-stranded DNA binding
Source: RefSeq, a predicted model, not a curated record